Molecule: messenger RNA, 7290 nt
Organism: Rhincodon typus (whale shark)
Lineage: Eukaryota; Metazoa; Chordata; Chondrichthyes; Orectolobiformes; Rhincodontidae
Product: beta-TrCP
Exons: 13
Coding region: 191-1810 (539 amino acids)
Molecular function (GO): protein dimerization activity
Source: RefSeq, a predicted model, not a curated record
ACCCCACAAACACCCAGGCCAUUCCUCUCAUUUGGAGCCAACUGAGAAGGGAUUCUCUCGUUGAUGAGGGAGAGACAGUGGCCUCCUCCUGCUGCUUGCAGAGGGAGCUCCAUUCCACAGGAUCCCCCCCCUCCCCCCCCCCCCCCCCAUCUCUCUCUCCCUCCCCCUCUGGCUCUUUUUGAGCUUGUGAAUGAUGGACUCUGACUCCAUACUGCAUGACAAGAUAGUGGAAUACAUGAAUGCAUCUGGACGCGAUGACCUUAAUGAGGCUGAACCCCCUAAGAAACUUGUAUUGGGAAAGAACACAUUUAAUCAGACGAAACUCAGCAAUGGCACGCCGAGCAUGAUACCAACUAAGCAGCAUGCACCAUCGACCAGCUAUGAGAAACAGAAGGAGCAGUGUGUAAAAUACUUUGACCAGUGGACAGAAACCGAUCAGGUGGAAUUUGUCGAGAACCUGAUAUCCCGAAUGUGUCACUACCAACACGGCCACAUCAACUCCUACCUUAAGCCCAUGCUUCAGAGGGACUUCAUCACGGUGCUCCCAGCCCGUGGCCUGGACCACAUUGCAGAGAACAUCCUGUCGUUCCUGGAUGCCCGGUCCCUGUGUGCCGCUGAGCUGGUCUGUAAGGAAUGGUACCGGGUCAUCUCCGACGGGAUGCUCUGGAAGAAACUGAUGGAGCGAAUGGUGCGCACGGAUUCCCUCUGGAAGGGGUUAUCAGAGAGGAGAGGAUGGAUCCAGUAUCUGUUCAAAAACAAGCCCUCUGAUGGAAUGUUGCCUCCAGAUUCCUUCUACAGAUCACUGUAUCCCCAGAUAAUACAGGACAUUGAGACCAUUGAAUCCAACUGGAGGUGUGGGCACCAUGGUUUACAACGUAUACACUGCCACAGCGAAACUAGCAAAGGUGUCUAUUGUUUACAGUACGAUGAUGAAAAAAUCAUCAGUGGUCUACGAGACAACACUAUCAAGAUUUGGGAUAAGAACACACUGGAAUGUAAGAAUGUUCUGACAGGACACACUGGCUCUGUGCUGUGUCUACAAUAUGAUGACAAAGUGAUUAUCACUGGUUCCUCAGACUCCACAGUCAGAGUGUGGGAUGUUGGAACGGGUGAGAUGUUAAACACACUGAUCCAUCACUGUGAAGCUGUGCUCCAUCUCCGUUUCACCAAUGGAAUGAUGGUCACCUGCUCCAAGGAUCGAUCGAUCGCUGUGUGGGAUAUGAGCACGUCCACGGACAUCACUUUACGCAGGGUCCUGGUCGGUCACAGAGCAGCCGUCAACGUUGUUGAUUUCGAUGAUAAGUACAUUGUAUCGGCUUCAGGAGAUCGGACGAUCAAAGUGUGGAACACUGGUUCCUGUGAGUUUGUGCGAACGUUGAAUGGCCAUAAACGGGGCAUUGCCUGCCUGCAGUACAGGGACAGACUCGUGGUCAGCGGUUCCUCUGAUAACACAAUCCGGUUGUGGGACAUCGAAUGUGGAGCCUGUCUGAGGGUUCUCGAGGGUCAUGAGGAACUCGUUCGAUGUAUUCGCUUUGACAACAAGCGAAUCGUUAGUGGGGCCUACGAUGGUAAAAUUAAAGUUUGGGACCUUGUUGCUGCUUUGGAUCCCCGUUCACCAGCUGGCACUCUCUGUCUGCGAACGUUGGUGGAGCAUUCCGGGAGAGUUUUCCGGUUACAGUUUGAUGAGUUCCAGAUCGUGAGUAGUUCUCACGAUGACACCAUCCUGAUCUGGGAUUUUCUGAAUGUGCCCUUGGAACAAGGUGACGGUACACAGCUAGCACCCCGCACGUACACCUAUGUUUCUAGAUAGGUGCAGCCUGCCCAUCAUCAGGAUUGGUCACGGAUAUCCAAAAUAAAGCUUUCAGGCACUUAAAAAAAAAAAGAAACAAAAUUGAUCCUGAGCCACGUAUUCAUAAAAUGAAGCAGUCAUUCUGAAGGGGACUCAUUUCAGGUGAUGUGGGACAGCAAGUGGUGAGUGUCUGCUCAGUGGAGACUCACAGUGUUCCUGAGGAAGAGGAGAAAUGAACCACUACACAUCAUUGCAUCCAUGGAAGAUGUUUCGACUGGAUCUCCACCUCCAUGUCCAAGUAACACAACGCAGCCCCAGUUAAUUUUGUAAAUUUGUACGGACUGAUCUCUUGAAGAACUUUCAAGACAAAGGAGAAAGUGAAAAGGGAACAGUGAGAAACGGUUCUGAAAUUGGUGAGAUCUUGUGUUGAAAUGACCAAAUCUGUACUGUUGCAGCCUCUUCUGUUUGUUUCUCCUCCUCAGUGUUAGAGUUGGAAGAAGCUCCCUGAGCCCCAGAAAGCAGAAGGGUCCAGGCUUUUAGAUGGAGUUGGUCCUGGUGUCCCUGGAGGAAGCUGGUUGAAUGAGGUCCUUUUAUUUUUUGGGUAUUUUUCAGGGGAAUCGGAGAGGAGGUCCUGGACUGGGAGGGACGGUGAGAUGAGUCAGGCUUGUUUUUCCGAGGUCAUGUCCCACCUACUUCGCUGCUGUAAAGCCCGGUUUGAACCAGGCUGGCCUGUGAUACCAAGACCCCGCAGUCUGUAAAGGAGCCUCACUUGUACAUGAGGGAGACUUGCUUUCCCAGUGUUGCCCCUUUGUGGGGUGGGGGGGGGGGUCAACCCCAACCAACUUGUGCACUUCCCCAAACAGGAGAAUGAACACUUUGGGUUUGGUUUGAGUCAUUCCUCAGCUGUGUGACAUGAAGAAUCUGUCCCAUGUUGCAACUUUGCAACUGAGAGUGAGAUGCUGGGAAUGUUCUCCCAUUUCAUGGUGGUUCCCAGGAAGAUAACGGGCACGGUGAACGUGUAGUGAGAGGGACCACUCGCUGCACGGUAAUGAGGAAAUCAGGUUGUCAUCCUUUGAUCAUCUCCAAUUCUCCAUCUCGUCAACAGACAAAGCAGCAACUAAAAUAAACUCUGGGAACACAUGUACACACACGUGCACACAUAUGCACGCAUACAUGCACAUAUAUAUACAUACGUAGACACAUGCACAUGCACACACACACCCCUACAAUUGGGACCAAUUGGAUGCACGGCGGGCUCUGUCCUUGAUCAGUCCUGGGCCCAUGUCAAUCUGAUGUGGCAUUGCUCCCCCCUCCAAGCAGCACCAGAUCCCCAAAUGGAUGCCACAGGUUGAUGACAGAGCCAAGCUGGGCUGUGAGUCAGCCACAGAGAUGUAAGACCCGAUGACCUAUUGCUUGUUUGGGAAACAGAGCUGUGUGCCAGGGUAGGGGAGUGCACAGAGUCCCGGCCAGCUGUACCCCUGUCCCAGUGAGGAAGUGACCGAAUCCUCAUGGCCCACAUGGAGCAGGCAGGGUGUGUGCGAUAGGAGGAAGAGCUCAGAGAAAAGGCAACAGUGCAGACGUGGAUUCGGCAUUACUGUAAUCACCGUUCCUGAUGUUAUAUAAUUGUAUGUCAUCACCUUGCGACUGAGGGCAAGGUGAUGUGUGGUGUCGCUAGAAGCCAAUGUGCAAUUGACAGUUCCUCUUGUACAGUUUGUGUAUAGUACCUCGUGUUUAGUUUAUUUUUAAAGGUCUCUUCUGUAAAACCUUGCUUUUAAUCAUUGAUGAAAUUCUUGGGCUUUGAGUGGACAAGCUUCAGUAGUGAGUGUCUCGUGACGGCAGGUCCGUGUUGCGGAGAUAUUUUUGGGCCGUGGGGAGGGGCUGGUCGUUUAAAUGUGUUCCUUUAUUUUUCCAGUGUGUUUGCUUGCUCCCCUUCUCCCCUGAAUUCAGCACUAUGGAAAGUUUCUGAUCAAGGCCACUGUACCCACGCACCAUGUCAGGGCAUGCUGCUGUUAUCAGUGUACCCAGACACUCUGGGUAAUUAUGCCACUUUGGAAUUGUGGAGGAUGUAGGAUGGAACAUCGGGGUGACCUGUACCCACACCUCACGUUCAGGGCGCGGGUACAUUGCCAGGGCUGGGUGGUGAUGAGGAGGAGGGAAUUCCGUGUGGGAGAGGAGCCUGCAAGUGCACUGUGCAUCCAACCCGGGGAUCUGUCAGGAGUUUACUGCCGGCGACAGCUAUCCGGUGCCCUUUGCUUUGGGAAAUAGGGUGAUGCCUGUCAGUCAAAUAUCCAGCGCUGACCCAGUCUCCCAUGUGGGUCAGCUGUGGUCUGGUCCUUGGGGAGCCUGGAUCCUAACGUUUUUGGGAAGGCUUCUCGUGGCGUGCUGAGGGAGAACAAAGCUGUUUGUCCAGUCCAGUUGGUCCCUGAUUCCCUCAUCAGGUCGUCAGUAGCUUCCCCCGGUUUCCCGAUCACCAUGUGAGCCGCAAACAGUUGGGCAAUGCCAGGUUUCUCAUCAGUGUCAUUUCUCCACAUUUCAGCUGCACUUAAGUCCAAGUUCCUCCUCCCACCAACCCCUCCUCCCCCACCCCCACCCCCUCCAUCCCCACCUCCCCCUCCAUUCCCAGGACUGCGACCCCUCCUCUUCCUGGGAUACAGAUGGCCCUGUGAUCAGUUGGCUGUGGUCGCGAUUUGUGCUAUUUUUCUACAUUUUCUUGUUUUAAGAUAUUGUUCUGUGGAUUAUUUAUGUUGUCUUUUUACAAACAAAAGAUGCAUUCUUUUAAGCUAUGCGGUUCGUGAUUAAAUUGCAGUUCGUCAUUCUCCCAACGUGCAAAGAUUUCAAAUGUCAACGUUUUAUUUUUGUGUUUUAAGCAACACCUUGAAGCUACAGCCAGCCAGUUCCCUGGGGCUGUGGGGCUGUGUGCCUGAGCGGGCCUCCGUGUCGAGCAGUAAGGGCUUCAUUGCUGCCUGCUGAGUUUUGUGUCUCGUCCAGAGUUUGCAGCUUGUUUUCCACUCUUUAAGGUGUUCGCUUGUCAGGUUAUCAGGCCCUGUGUUGUAUUUCGCAUUCCAUUCAGACCAUCAGCAGAGCAACAGGCUGUUCGCUCCAUCUGGGCCCAUGCUAGGGUCUCCUCUCACCCUUUUGACAGCUUCACGUAUCCUCCGAUUCCAUUUCCCCCUCAUGCCCCUUUCAGAGCCUUGGAUAUGAUUUCUGUUCAGGCCCCCAUGGGCUCACCACCUCCUGGAUAUAUUGGGUUACCCCUGCCUCUCUGAUCUCAGCCUGUCAUCCCUGUCGCUCUCUCUCUCUCUCUCUCUCUCUCUCUCUCUCUCUCUCUCUCUCUCCAUUUGUUCUGUCUGAACCCUUAGAUAACGUCAGGUCUGGUCACCUCACAAGCCUCUGUUUCCUGGAGAACCCAGCUCCCACAAUAACAUGAAACAUUUCACUGGAGCAGAAUGUCACCUGCAGCUGAGGGAACAAGUUGCACUGCCCACACUCCCAAACCCUUGGCCUUUAUUAUUCCUCCCUCCCACUCCCACUCCCACGGCCAUGGAGCUUGGAUUUCUCAUCUUGGCUGGAAGUAGGGAGCUGUGUCCAUGGCUCCCCUUGGUUUUGGCCACUUGGUCUCUGCAGAAGAUCACACAUUUGAAACCAAAAGUUUCUCAAACGGUGUUCGGAAGCAGUUCAAUGAGAAGGACCAAGCAGGACUUUGUAUUUCCAGAUGGUGCUACCUCAGUGAGUGAGUGAGUGCCGCUGGUAGGGUGAAAGAGGCAAAGGCAGUCUCAUGUUGUGAUAGGGUCAGGGUGACUGAAAUGGUCACAUCUCCCUGUUUGGUCACGAGAGAGUUUUUCAGCCAACUCUGUGAUAACUUUGUUCUUUCACCUCCCCAACUGCAAGACCUUUAACAAAUCUGUUCCUCCCAAUCUCAUUUCAAAUCAGCAAAAGUAAAUUUUCUCCUCUUGUCAGAAAAUGGGCCAGUCAGUCCAUCAUGUGUGUGUGUGGCAGGAGGCUUCUUUCUCAUGCAAGAUCUAUCUAAUUCUCCUCAUUCUUCAGACUUGUUCCUUAGAACUACCAAUUUUUCCUUUGCAAAGUUUUAUAUCCAGCUCCUUUUUAGAAUGAUUUUUGCCCAAUCUUUUGCUUGCAGUCAAUUCCAGGUCAUGACAGCACUUUAUUUUCAGUUCCCCUUAUCUUCCUUCUGCUUCUUCUGCCAAUUGUCUUGCAAGUGAGCCCCCAGCCGGAGUUCCUUUCCUGCAUUGGGAAAACAUUUCCUUUGGCUGCAGUUGCUGUGCUCAACCUUUGCUCCCUCUGAACCCUCCAAUAAAUACACCCCUUGCUUCUCUGCUCAAAGGAGAAUAAUCACACCGUCUUCAGUGUCUCUAUCUAACGGAAGUUCCCCCAUCUCUGGAACCAAUCCCAGAGAAUUCCUUGUUUCUCCUCUAAAACCUUGAUAUGCAACGCUCUGAGGCGACGGGAGGGUCCCUGCAUUUGUAAAUGAUGUGAGCCCCCCCCCCCACAGCCCACAUAACCACCACCACCCCCCCUCAGCCCUGAAAUAUCGCUCUGCCCAGUUCAGCCAAUGGCGUUUCUUUCUCAUGAGGUGAAAUAAGUUUGUGAUUAAUGGACAGUGCACAGAACAGCCACCAGGCCGUGUCUCAUGUUGUGCUGGAUGGCCUUUUUGUUAGUGUGUGACCAACCCAGUCUGUGAGACAUGGUUUUUAGCUUGUUGAGGCUGAGAGCGGUGUGGAUAAGUUGCGAGUAGACUCUCACUUGGAGAUUGAAACCGAUGGAUGAUGCCCACAUCUGUAACCAUUUAUCGUCUCGGGGCAGGGCACGGGAAGGGGGUCUCAGCUGUGCUGUGCUCCGUUACAUGGACAAGUUUUAACUUUUCUCCCUGGGGUGAUUGGAAGUGUAGGAAGAUAACAUCCUGCAAUUGCACCUAACAGCUUGCGCAAUAUUCCGCUGCCUCUCCUGCUCCACUGUGCAGGCUCUAGCUUCUCACAACGUCAGACGGUUCACAGGCUGAGAUUUGGCCCAGACCCUGGCUUGUUGAAAUUUGUGGUUUGGUCCUGUCCACUUGCAUAUUCAUCCUUUGAAAUAUGCUCCCAAUCCCCUUGGAAGUUCUGAUGGGGUCUAUAUUCUGCAGCUGUUCAGCUCAUGUAGACUAGAUCAGCUGUAUUGGACAGACAGUCUGUGAUUUGGCUGUGUUUCUGGACCACACUGCCCUCCUGGUUACUUCCUAACCCUCCUGCCUGUGGCAAUGGUUCCUCCUUUUACUGUGUCACAACCCUGCACCACCUUAAUGGACGCUGUGAAACUGGGAUUUCAAAUUCCUACACAAUCCAGAGCAGGUAUUUAUUUCCCCUGGAAUUCACUUACUUUCAAUGGAAGUGACAUUUGAAAGGUUUUUUUUUUAAAUUGAACUGGAGCUUGAAUGGGUAAAGCUGCUUGUGAAACAGAGACGCACAGGAUGCUGUGAUGAUGAUGAAUGAAAAUAAAUGAAUUGAAAAACA